AUGCCGAAAGUCAGACACGCGCGAACUAAAAAACCACCGGAAGGUUUCGAUGACAUUGAGCCAACUUUAAUAGAAUUUGCACAGAAAAUGAAAGAUGCUGAAAAUGAACCACAUGAAGGAAGACGUCGUGUUGAAUCUUUAUGGCCAAUCUUUCGUCUUCACCAUCAACGCUCGCGAUAUAUCUAUGAUUUGUAUUAUAAACGUGAAGCAAUCACCAAAGACGUGUAUGAAUAUUGUUUGAAGCAUGGAUAUGCGGACGGGAAUCUUAUUGCAAAGUGGAAAAAACCUGGAUUUGAACGACUUUGCUGCCUUCGGUGCAUUCAACCAAAAGAUACAAAUUUCGGAACGACGUGUAUAUGUCGUGUUCCGAAAUCGAAACUUGAAGAGGGACGUGUAGUAGAACCAUCAACGUCAACAUCAGCAACGGCGGCAUUUCUUGGAGAAGAAACGACAAAUCAGACUACCACCAGCAGCAGUAGUAAUAAUAAUUCUCGCCAUGUCGAAAAUCAGCAGAGUGAAGAUGAAUCAAAUGACGAAGAUUAA
Molecule: messenger RNA, 543 nt
Organism: Ambispora gerdemannii
Lineage: Eukaryota; Fungi; Glomeromycota; Glomeromycetes; Archaeosporales; Ambisporaceae
Source: the annotation of a GenBank genome assembly